AUGCGUGUCAUUCUUCAGAAUGCUUCGGGAUUUUAUGUAGGCCUCCUCCUCAUUCUCAGCGCUCUCUUCACCGUAGCCAGGCCCCUUUCCGCUCCAGGGACGUCCGAUAGUCGAAAUCCUGAUCUUUUGGAUUUGAACUCGACAUUCCAAUCACAGUCUAACGUCACAUUGAGCGGCCGAUCCAAUUCGCAUCAGGAAACGAUGAAGGGGAAAGUCACUUUUGGUCCGCUCAACAAUCGUGGUCUCAGCGACAAUGAGAAUACAUGGGCCCAACUAGCAGUUAGAGCCUUGAUAGGAGAGGCGAAAAAUGAACACGACAGCAAACACGACUAUCAUAUCACUCUUGAUUUUCUAAACCAAGCCAAGUAUUCUGGUGAAGUUGGGAUAUACGAAUUCAAUGUAGCUUUGGAAGGCUGGCAUUGGCUCAAGCCGGGAGCGAAGUCUAGACUUGCGGGAAGGGUGCACUGGGGCAGUGGUACACAGUUUUCUGGCGGAGUGGUUCGCGGGAAGAUUUCAGGAUCCUUGAACUACAUCGGUCCUGAUAACGCCAUCUAUUUCGAAGUCAACGAACGUCCGGUGGAGAUGACUUUGCAAUAG
This is a messenger RNA of Lentinula edodes (shiitake mushroom), 597 nucleotides long. RefSeq lists its product as uncharacterized. The record is from RefSeq and is a predicted model, not a curated record. Bases 1 to 597 code for a protein of 198 amino acids. Lineage: Eukaryota; Fungi; Basidiomycota; Agaricomycetes; Agaricales; Omphalotaceae. The transcript has 2 exons.